AUGGCUGGUAGUUAUGAUAUUAAAAAGCAAGACACCAAUUUGCUUCAGGUCUAUUGUGAUGAAAACAAUAAGCACACAAUUUAUCAAACUGACAUUAGAUAUUCCUGUUCCUGUGAUUAUAAUAAACAAUUUUCUUUACUAUGGCGUCAUGUUCUUGCUGUUCAUAUUGCUGAUAAAAAAUCUAUCGAUGUCAAUUACAUUGGUGCUCGAUGGAUUAUUUCAACAGCAGGAUUUACUAUACCUCAACCAGAAAAAGAAAAUAAUUUUACUGGCAACUUAAUAGAUAACAAUGAACCUGAAACUGAGCUUUUAUUUUUUUCUAAUUAUAAUAUUUGUAAGAUCUCCACUAAUCAACAACUGCAUAGAAGUACUGUGGAUUUACUUAAAGAUAUUGAGACCAUUUCUAAUCGAGUAGAUCAUAUUGAAAUUAACAGCACCCUUGCACGUUUUGUAGAACAGCUAAAUAACAAAUAUCCUUUAUCACAAGAAGAUAUUGGAGAUCCUAUUAUUGUGAAAACAAAGGGAAGACCAACCAGUACUAAGCGUAAAAAGAUCGGUGCAGAACAUGUUACUAAAAAAAUGUAUAUAUGCGGUAUCUGUAAUGAUGCUGAACACAAUUCCAGAAGUUGUCCUAGAAAG
Racocetra fulgida is the source of this 639-nucleotide messenger RNA. The record is from the annotation of a GenBank genome assembly. Lineage: Eukaryota; Fungi; Glomeromycota; Glomeromycetes; Diversisporales; Gigasporaceae.